Messenger RNA from Pistacia vera, 3967 nucleotides. Its product is annotated as ABC transporter B family member 19. Gene Ontology annotation, molecular function: ATP binding; ATP hydrolysis activity; ABC-type transporter activity. Gene Ontology annotation, biological process: transmembrane transport. Lineage: Eukaryota; Viridiplantae; Streptophyta; Magnoliopsida; Sapindales; Anacardiaceae. The record is from RefSeq and is a predicted model, not a curated record. Bases 1 to 3756 code for a protein of 1251 amino acids. Gene Ontology annotation, cellular component: membrane. The transcript has 10 exons.
AUGGCUGAGACCACUGAGGCUUCCAAGUCAUUGCCACCUGAAGCUGAGAAAAAGAAAGAGCAAAGCUUGCCAUUUUAUCAGCUUUUCUCAUUUGCAGACAAGUAUGAUUGGUUUUUGAUGAUCCUUGGAAGCUUAGGAGCUAUUAUUCAUGGCUCUUCCAUGCCUGUUUUCUUUCUCCUCUUUGGUGAAAUGGUCAAUGGCUUUGGCAAAAACCAAAUGGACUUACACAAAAUGACUCAUGAAGUCUCCAAGUAUGCACUUUACUUUGUGUACCUUGGCCUCGUUGUGUGCUUAUCGUCUUAUGCAGAAAUUGCAUGUUGGAUGUACACUGGAGAGAGACAAGUAAGCACACUGAGAAAGAAGUAUUUGGAGGCUGUGUUGAAACAAGAUGUGGGGUUCUUUGACACCGAUGCAAGAACUGGUGAUAUUGUCUUCAGUGUUUCAACAGACACUCUUCUUGUUCAAGAUGCCAUUAGUGAGAAGGUGGGGAAUUUUAUUCAUUAUUUGUCAACAUUUCUGGCGGGGUUGGUGGUUGGUUUUGUAUCAGCAUGGAGGCUAGCACUGCUGAGUGUGGCGGUCAUUCCUGGUAUUGCUUUUGCUGGAGGCUUAUAUGCAUAUACUCUCACUGGCCUCACAUCCAAGAGCCGGGAAUCGUAUGCGAAUGCCGGCAUAAUUGCCGAGCAGGCCAUUGCACAAGUUCGGACAGUGUACUCUUUUGUUGGUGAAGGCAAGGCCCUUAAUUCCUACUCAGAUGCAAUACAGAACACAUUGAAACUCGGAUAUAAGGCUGGUAUGGCCAAAGGUCUUGGUCUGGGAUGUACAUAUGGAAUUGCUUGCAUGUCAUGGGCUCUUGUUUUCUGGUAUGCCGGUGUUUUUAUCCGGAAUGGACAGAGUGAUGGAGGGAAGGCAUUCACUGCAAUUUUCUCUGCCAUUGUUGGUGGCAUGAGUUUGGGUCAGUCAUUUUCAAAUCUUGGAGCAUUUAGCAAAGGUAAAGCAGCCGGUUACAAAUUGAUGGAAAUCAUCAAGCAAAAGCCAUCCAUUAUUCAGGACCCUACGGAUGGAAAAUGCUUGUCGGAGGUUAAUGGCAAUAUAGAAUUCAAAGAUGUAACUUUCAGCUAUCCAUCAAGGCCAGAUGUCAUCAUCUUCAGGAAUUUCUCAAUUUUCUUUCCUGCAGGAAAGACUGUUGCAGUUGUUGGUGGCAGUGGGUCAGGAAAAAGCACUGUUGUCUCUUUAAUAGAAAGAUUCUAUGAUCCUAAUCAGGGGCAAGUUUUGCUGGAUAACGUGGACAUUAAAACACUUCAACUGAGAUGGUUACGUGAUCAGAUUGGUCUCGUGAACCAAGAACCUGCACUCUUUGCAACCACCAUACUUGAGAACAUACUCUAUGGAAAACCUGAUGCAACAAUGGCUGAAGUUGAAGCUGCUGCUUCUGCUGCAAAUGCGCAUAGCUUUAUCACCUUGCUUCCUAAUGGGUAUAACACUCAGGUGGGAGAGCGUGGAGUGCAGCUUUCUGGUGGCCAGAAACAGAGAAUUGCAAUCGCCAGAGCGAUGUUGAAAAAUCCCAAGAUCCUUCUCCUUGAUGAAGCAACUAGUGCUCUUGAUGCAAGCUCAGAGAGCAUUGUCCAAGAAGCACUAGAUCGUCUCAUGGUGGGAAGAACAACUGUGGUUGUUGCCCAUCGCCUCUCCACCAUUAGAAAUGUUGAUACAAUUGCAGUUAUACAACAAGGACUGGUAGUCGAGACAGGAACACAUGAAGAAUUGAUUUCUAAGGCUGGGGCCUAUGCUUCAUUAAUCAGAUUCCAAGAAAUGGUGAGGAAUAGAGACUUUGCAAACCCAUCAACUCGCCGUUCACGUUCAUCACGUCUAAGCCAUUCAUUGUCCACAAAGUCCCUAAGCCUCCGCUCUGGCAGCUUAAGGAACUUGAGCUAUUCCUACAGUACUGGUGCUGAUGGCCGGAUAGAGAUGGUCUCAAACGCUGAAACUGACCGCAAAAACCCAGCCCCUGAUGGCUACUUCUUCCGCCUCCUCAAGCUAAAUGCUCCCGAAUGGCCAUAUUCAAUAAUGGGUGCCAUAGGGUCCGUCCUAUCUGGUUUCAUCGGUCCAACUUUUGCUAUCGUGAUGAGCAAUAUGAUUGAAGUUUUCUACUAUAGAAAUCCUGCAGCCAUGGAAAGGAAGACUAAGGAGUAUGUCUUUAUUUACAUUGGUGCUGGUCUUUAUGCUGUUGUUGCAUAUUUGAUACAGCAUUACUUCUUCAGUAUCAUGGGAGAGAACCUCACCACAAGGGUGAGGAGAAUGAUGCUUGCAGCAAUCCUAAGGAAUGAAGUCGGAUGGUUCGAUGAGGAAGAGCACAACUCAAGCCUAGUUGCUGCUCGAUUAUCAACUGAUGCCGCUGACGUCAAAUCGGCAAUUGCCGAAAGAAUUUCAGUCAUACUCCAGAACAUGACUUCACUACUCACUUCUUUCAUAGUGGCCUUCAUAGUGGAAUGGAGAGUCUCACUUCUCAUUCUAGCCACCUUCCCUCUUCUCGUCCUUGCCAACUUUGCUCAACAACUCUCUCUCAAAGGGUUUGCUGGAGACACUGCCAAGGCUCAUGCAAAGACCAGCAUGAUUGCUGGUGAGGGAGUGAGCAAUAUCCGAACUGUUGCGGCAUUUAAUGCUCAGAACAAGAUCCUCUCCUUGUUUUGUCAUGAGCUCCGUGUGCCACAACUACAAAGCCUGAGCCGUAGCCAGAGCUCUGGCAUUCUCUUUGGCCUUUCUCAGCUUGCUCUUUAUGCCUCCGAAGCUCUAAUUUUAUGGUAUGGUGCCCACCUCGUUAGCAAAGGUGUAUCAACAUUUUCUAAGGUUAUCAAGGUUUUUGUAGUCCUGGUCAUCACAGCUAAUUCAGUUGCGGAAACUGUUAGUCUUGCGCCAGAGAUUAUUAGGGGUGGUGAGGCCGUUGGUUCAGUGUUUUCUAUUUUGGACCGCUCUACUAGGAUUGACCCUGAUGAUCCUGAUGCCGAGCCUGUAGAAUCCAUUCGCGGAGAGAUUGAACUUAGACAUGUUGAUUUUGCGUAUCCAUCACGACCUGAUAUUAUUGUUUUCAAAGACUUUAACCUUAGAAUCCGAGCCGGUCAGAGCCAAGCUCUUGUGGGUGCCAGUGGGUCUGGUAAAAGUUCUGUGAUUGCAUUGAUCGAGCGUUUCUAUGAUCCAAUAGUUGGGAAAGUUAUGAUUGAUGGAAAGGAUAUUCGUCGAUUGAACUUGAAGUCACUUAGACUUAAAAUUGGAUUGGUGCAACAAGAGCCAGCCCUUUUUGCUGCAAGCAUUUUUGACAACAUUGCAUAUGGAAAAGAAGGAGCAACUGAAGCUGAAGUUAUUGAGGCUGCUCGUGCAGCUAAUGUCCAUGGAUUUGUUAGUGCAUUGCCUGAUGGAUACAAAACACCAGUUGGUGAGAGAGGGGUUCAACUUUCUGGGGGUCAGAAACAAAGGAUAGCAAUUGCUAGGGCUGUUCUCAAGGACCCAACAAUACUGUUGCUUGAUGAGGCUACGAGUGCCCUUGAUGCUGAAUCCGAGUGUGUGCUACAAGAAGCACUCGAGAGGCUAAUGAGGGGUCGAACCACGGUGCUCGUGGCUCACCGUUUAUCCACAAUAAGAGGUGUGGACUGCAUCGCGGUUGUGCAAGAUGGCCGGAUUGUAGAACAAGGUAGCCACUCCGAAUUGGUUAGCCGAGCUGAGGGUGCAUACUCUAGACUCUUGCAACUACAGCACCAUCACAUAUGAGAGGUGUUUUGAUUGAAGCAACAUGGCCUUGUUGGUGGUAAUUAUGUUUGGGUCCCAUUAACCUCAUGUUUCCAUUUUUCUUUUGAAUGAUGAGAUAGUUGUAGAUAUGGAAAUGUGGAGACUAUAUCUUCAAAAAUACUAUCCCAUUUGCAAUGGGGUAGCCUUGUGUUAUAUUAUUAAUAUCUUAUGGUGCGUAAUCCUUGUUGAUCUA